GCCGAGUGCGGGGUCUCGGUAAGACUCGUUCGCCUCCGCGCCCUCACCAACGUCGGGGUAACCAUCGCUGCCACCUCCUGAGGAGCAUGGCUAGGCAACCACCGACAGUCUCGAUCCCGUACAUCUGCCUCGUCUUGCCUGGGUCCACCUAUCUCGUAUUAUACUGGUUCUCGACCCGUAACGAAGUCGAACCGCGAUGAGCAAUUGCCAAACCGUCCUGCAUGUUCCGCGCAGAUGGCGAUGAGUCCACAUAUAAGCUGUCAUAGGCGUCGUCGAGACCGUCUUCACCGCUCAGAAUCCGCUUCCAGUCAAUUUCAACCAUCUGCUGUAUUCGUGACGGUUCUGCGUCAUGUCCGCGUUCGACUUUGACUCAUACUCUCGGGAUACAACAUGCCCUUUUGCCCAAUAUGGCCACCUCGCGGAACGGCCCUCGCUCGAUGACAGCUCCGAGCGCACGAACACCCCCACGACGGACUCGUCUUCGACGCUGCUUCGGUCGACUUCCUCUGCGAGCAGCUGCCCCGUAUUCGUGCAGGAGAUCGAUCCAGUACUACUGAAGAACUCCCUGGAGGACCGUGUCGCGUAUCUCACCGACUUCGUCAACUUCAGCUCGCACGACUCCGACGUCAUAACCUCGAUCGCGCCGCAUGUAAAUGCGGUCAUACCAGGCAUGGUGGACGAGUUGUACUCGAAGUUGUUCGAGUUCGACAUCACCAAGAAGGUGUUCAUGACGCGGAACCAGGGUUUCGACGGGCCUCUGCCUGAGAAGCUGGAGGACUUGACACUGGAUAGUGCACAGAUUGUGUUCCGAAAGGUCUUCAUGAAGGCGUGGGCCCGGAGAGUUUUGACGGCCGACUACUCCAAAGGCAAGACGUGGGCCUACAUGGAUAAGGUCGGGAUUAUGCACACCGGUGUUUCGCCGUUCAAACAUCAAAGAGCACUGGGAAUCGCACCCUUGAAUGUACCUUACCGUGACUGCGCAUUGCUCCUCAGUGUGGUGCAAAACGUCCUGCAGACGGCCAUUCUGCGGCUACCGGACGAGACAGCGAGCAUGCAGACGAAGAUAGAUGCUGUCUCAGCGAUCAAUAAGGUCAUCUGGAUUCAAAACGAUCUCUUCGCCCGGCACUACAUCGAUGAAUGAACUGUCAUGCUGGUCCCGACAGCCCCAUGUUUGAACGGAAUUCCGAUGCACUCCCGCUGUUUCGUGUACCCUAUGUCUUAUGUAAGUCAUGUAUCGAUUGUCGCUGUAAUGGUUCAGUGGAAAGAAUGCUGCGCCCGCUGUACUCCGCUGUACCCGAGUGAAUAUUAAGUUACAGUACCCGCGCCCAAUCGGCGGAGGCUUGGUGCCUUCUAUCCCGCGAUCGUACGUUUCCUGAUCUCGAUCGAC
Messenger RNA from Rhodofomes roseus, 1387 nucleotides. RefSeq names its product Protoglobin-domain-containing protein. The record is from RefSeq and is a predicted model, not a curated record. The coding region runs from base 350 to 1141 and encodes 263 amino acids. The transcript is spliced from 5 exons. NCBI's taxonomy places the organism in Eukaryota, Fungi, Basidiomycota, Agaricomycetes, Polyporales, Fomitopsidaceae. Gene Ontology annotation, molecular function: heme binding; oxygen binding.